Haemonchus placei is the source of this 717-nucleotide messenger RNA. NCBI's taxonomy places the organism in Eukaryota, Metazoa, Nematoda, Chromadorea, Rhabditida, Trichostrongylidae. The record is from the annotation of a GenBank genome assembly.
AUGAGUAUGCUGGACCCUCGGCAAUUUCUGAUGCCAACAUUUUGUCUGGACCCAUCCGCGGCAUCAUUGUUGAGCCAACAGCCCACACAGAAUUCCAGUGGUGGCAAACUGACACAUUCAUUUCGUAUUUCUGACUUACUGGAAUCGCCCAGCGAAAAAGCCGAUACCAGUACCGACAAAGAUCAUUCAACGGCAUCACGACCUGAUACGCCAGAAUCCGGCUGUUCACAAGUUCGGAGUAGUCCCAAUGACACGAGCCCACUUGGAUCGAAGAAAGCCCGAAAAGCGAGAACGAUUUUCACCGACAAACAACUACAAGAACUCGAAUCCACUUUCGAAAAACAGAAGUACCUGAGUGUUCAAGAUCGUAUGGAUCUCGCUCAACGUAUGGGUUUGACGGACACACAAGUCAAAACCUGGUAUCAAAAUCGGAGGACAAAAUGGAAACGGCAAGCGACAACCGGUAUGGAACUGCUCAACGAGGCUGGAAACUUGGCAGCUGUUCAAAAUUUACUUCGAUCCAAUCCCUACUGGGCCGGAUACGUUGGCCAACUAGGUGGUAUGCCAACACCAAUUCCACUAAUGAUGGGAUUACCGUUAUCAGCCACAUUACCAUCCCUUCCACAUUCGCUUUCUUUUGUCCUCCCACCAACGUCACAUGUUGGCCCAUCAAAAGAGUCGACGCCUGUUGAUGUCGAAGUCACCACAGCAAACUAG